This is a messenger RNA of Candida dubliniensis CD36, 1209 nucleotides long. RefSeq names its product NADPH dehydrogenase (gene OYE2). Bases 1 to 1209 code for a protein of 402 amino acids. Gene Ontology annotation, molecular function: FMN binding; NADPH dehydrogenase activity. The record is from RefSeq and is a predicted model, not a curated record. The transcript has a single exon. Lineage: Eukaryota; Fungi; Ascomycota; Pichiomycetes; Serinales; Debaryomycetaceae.
AUGACAGUUGAUAAUGAAGGCAUUGCCAUAAACCCAUUGGGUUCAACCAAAUUAUUCCAACCAAUAAAAUUAGGUACUAACACUUUAUCACAAAGAAUAGCAUUUGCUCCAUCAACACGUUAUAGAGCCACCAAAGAUAAUAUUCCUACUGAUUUGCAAUUACAAUAUUAUUCUGAACGUUCUCAAUAUCCUGGAACUUUAAUCAUUACUGAAGCCACUUAUACAUCACGUCAAGGUGGAUUAAGUCCAUUUGUUCCAGGAAUUUAUAAUGAUACUCAAACUAAAAGUUGGAAAAAAAUUAAUAAUGAAAUUCAUGCCAAUAAAAGUUUUAGUUCAAUUCAAUUAUGGUAUUUAGGAAGAGUUGCCAAUCCAAAAGAUUUAAAAAAUGCAAGGUUGUCAUUCGUUGCACCAUCAACAGUUUAUUGGAAUGAAGAAAGUGAAAAAUUGGCUAAAGAAGUUGGUAAUGAAUUACGGGCAUUAACUGAAGAAGAAAUUGAUCAUAUUGUUGAAAUUGAAUAUCCAAAUGCUGCUAAACAUGCUAUUGAAGCAGGAUUUGAUUAUAUUGAAGUACAUUCAGCUCAUGGGUAUUUAUUAGAUCAAUUUUUAAACCUUGCUUCUAACAAGAGAAUUGAUAAAUAUGGUGGUAGUAUUGAAAAUCGUUCUCGAUUAUUAUUAAGAAUUAUUGAUAAAUUAAUUGAUAUAAUUGGUGCUGAUAAAUUAGCUGUUCGUUUAUCACCAUGGGCUACAUUUCAAAAUGUCAAAGUUGAAGGAGAAGAAAUUCACAAAUAUAUUAUUGAUCAAUUACAAGAAAGAGCAAAUUGUGGUAAUGAAUUGGCUUAUAUUUCAUUAGUUGAACCUCGAGUUCAAGCUAGUUGGGAUAUUGCUAAAGAGAAUCAAAUUGGUUCAAAUGAAUUUGUUUUGAAACAUUGGCAAGGGAAAGUAAUUCGGGCAGGUACUUAUGCUCAUGAAUUGAAUAAAAUUAAUGAAGAUAUUAAUAAUGAUCGAACUUUAAUUGCUUUUUCAAGAUUUUUCAUAUCUAAUCCCGAUUUAAUUAAAAGAUUACAUGAUGGGAUUUCUUUAACUCCUUAUGAAAGAGCAACAUUUUAUAAUCAUGAUAAUUAUGGAUACAAUACUUGGCUUAAACAUGGAGAAAAUAAAGUUUUCAAUGAAGAAGAAGAAAGAGGUAGAUUGGGUAAACCAUUAGCUUAG